Messenger RNA from Leucoraja erinaceus (little skate), 3949 nucleotides. It is a transcript of the gene spryd3, whose product is annotated as SPRY domain containing 3. The transcript is spliced from 11 exons. Gene Ontology annotation, molecular function: protein binding. The record is from RefSeq and is a predicted model, not a curated record. Bases 130 to 1386 code for a protein of 418 amino acids. Lineage: Eukaryota; Metazoa; Chordata; Chondrichthyes; Rajiformes; Rajidae.
GUUUCCGCUUCCCUGGGAAGUUUGUUCCGCUCGAGGUGCGUCAUAUAGUUACUGGGGUUAGAGAGGGAAUCUAUGCCGGCAGCUUAAAGGGGAUUUACACAGAAAGCUUUACACAGGUGUCACGGGAAAAUGGAGGACUUCAACUUGCACUACAGAUUCCUAAAUUGGAGGAGAAGAAUAAGAGAAAUAAGAGAAGUACGUGCAGUACGUCAUCAAGAGAGGUACAAGCGCAUUCUUGUUGAUGGAGACAUACUGAGUUACCAUGGAAACUCGGAUGAAGUUGGUUGUUACGUGGCUCCUCGUCCUUUGACAAAGGAGAACAAUUAUUUUGAGGUGUGUAUAAUGGAUACUGGUGUGAGAGGGACAAUUGCAGUUGGAUUAGUCCCACAGUACUACAAGCUAGAUCACCAACCAGGAUGGCUUCCACAUUCUGUUGCUUAUCAUGCAGAUGAUGGCAAGUUGUUUAAUGGAAAUGGUGUGGGCCAGCAGUUUGGGCCAAAGUGUUUUGCAGGUGAUCGAAUUGGGUGUGGUGUCCAGACGGAAUUCUUUGACAGAGGAAUGGCAACUGUGUUUUUCACAAGAAAUGGAAAAGAGGUAGGUUCUGUCGUAAUGGCCAUGUCGCCGGAUGGGUUGUUCCCGGCAGUUGGAAUGCACUCUCUUGGAGAAGAAGUUCGCAUUGACUUGCAGGCAGAGUGGGGACUGGAUGAAGACGACAGUGCCAUGAUGGUCGACAGCCAUGAAGAUGAAUGGGGCCGUUUACACGAUGUUAAAGUUUGUGGAACACUAUUAGAAUACAUCGGCAAAGGGAAGAGCAUAAUGGACGUCGGCCUGGCGCAAGCACGACAUUCCCUCAGCACCAGAAGUCAUUACUUUGAAGUCGAGAUCGUUGACCCCGGUGAAAAAUGCUACAUUGCCUUGGGAUUGGCACGAAAGGAUUACCCCAAAAAUCGGCAUCCUGGCUGGAGUCGAGGGUCUGUGGCCUAUCAUGCAGAUGAUGGCAAACUAUUCCAAGGAAGUGGAGUGGGAGAUCCCUUUGGUCCUCGCUGCUACAAGGGGGACAUCAUGGGUUGUGGUAUCAUGUUCCCUCGAGAUUAUAUUUUAGACAGUGAUGCUGACAGCGAUGAGUGUCUUGAUGCCGCAGAAGUGAAUUACAAACAGAGGCGUGUGAGGAACAUCAUGUAUUUUAAUGAUGAGGACGAAGAGGAUGAAGGAGAGGAUAUGGAGCAGGAAUACGAUGGAAAGAAAGUCACGGUCUUUUUUACUCGAAAUGGGAAGAUAAUUGGCAGGAAAGAAGCACCAGUGCCAUCUGGCGGUUUCUACCCGACGAUCGGGAUGCUGAGCAACGGAGAAAAGGUGCAAGUCGACUUGCAUCCACUGAGUGGCUGAACUGCUCUCCGUUCUCUCACCCAACACGGCAAGCAAGCUGUACUUCCCAUCGCCAUCUACUGGCUGACUCUGGUGUUGCCUGAAACGCCACAGAGGGUGCACAAUAUCGACCGUUCUAGUUGGCCACUGUAUGUAAUUCUGCGACUCUUGUUAGUGUAUUUAACACACGGUUAUGUAGGCCAAGUCUGGUUUUUCUUUUCCUCUUCUCUUCAGUUUUGUUACCUCCUGCUUUAAAACACUAAAAACCCUUUGUACACAAAAAAGCUGGAGAAACUCAGCGGGUGCAGCAGCAUCUAUUGGAGCGAAGGAAAUAGGCAACGUUUCGGGCCGAAACCCGGAAGGGUUUCGGCCUGAAACGUUGCCUAUUUCCCAAGGGAUUCGGCCUGAAACGUUGCCUAUUUCCUUCAGAGUUUCGGCCCGAAACGUUGCCUAUUUCCUUCAGAGAUUCGGCCCGAAACGUUGCCUAUUUCCUUCAGGGUUUCGGCCCGAAACGUUGCCUAUUUCCUUCAGAAUUUCGGCCCGAAACGUUGCCUAUUUCCUUCAGAGAUUCGGCCCGAAACGUUGCCUAUUUCCUUCAGAGUUUCGUCCCGAAACGUUGCCUAUUUCCUUCGCUCCACAGAUGCUGCUGCACCCGCUGAGUUUCUCCAGCUUUUUUGUCUCCCUUCGAUUUUCCAGCAUCUGCACAGUUCCCUUCUUAAACACUAAAAAUCCUUUGCUGCUUUCAAACCUAUUUGCAGUUACUAUAUCCCAAACUAUAUCCCAUUGAUGACCUCGAUUGCACGUCCUUGGCAUUUGAUAAGAACACUCCCCUAAUACUGCUUUCUCCCUGCACCUCCCCAGAGUUAUUAAACAAUUGAUAUUAGCUGGCACAUAUAGUUAGAUAUUCCAGUUCCUCCUUGCUGGCAGAAGGGAGCCCACUACUGGCUGUCCGUACAACUCUCGAGAUUUCUGCAACAGUAGCAGCUCACUUGGUCUUGGAAGGAAUUCCACGGUGAUCUGAGAGCAUCCAUCUCCUCACACUGGUGCCUUACUCAUGCUAAUAAAAGGCGCGUAUUCCUAACCUCUUCUCAGUGUGUGUGUGUGUGUGCAACCAUUACACUCUACCUAUACUAACGUCAAGUAAGAUAAGACGUGCAAUGAACAUUUUAUGGUUGUUUUUGCAACUGGAAGCUGUUCUCCUGCAGUGGGGCACAGAUAUGCUGCAUGUUGGGAUGGUUUAUUGGCCCUUGUUACACUCUACAUGUGAUGAACUCAUACAGUAUAGUUACCCAUUGACGUUACGAUGUCUGACUAGUGUUAUCUGUGUAAUUAAGAAGGAGAAUUUCUAUCGUGAAGUAGUGGGGAUAGGAAUGGGGGAGGGGUGGCGUUGGGGGUGGGGAUAAUGUUGGUUAAUGAUGAGAAGUAGCAGUGAUCUUGUUGCGGGGACCGUGUGUGUGUGAAUCCACCACACCCCGCUGUCCCAGGAUGCUGACAACAUGUAAUCCUCCCGUGGUUGUCAGGAUGAACUUGACUAACUCAGCACAGAGCAGAGGCUCUCCCCUCAAUAAGGGGAAUUAAUGAUCCAAGUUCCGAGUAGUUUGAAUUUGUGAUUACAGAGUCAAAAGCUUCAUGAAGCCGUGUGGUAUUAAAGUGCCUUUCAGAUCUAUUCUAGACCAGGUUAGCAUAAGUAAAAAAUGCAACAGCAAAAUACUGCAGUAUUCUCAACCUCAUCCCACAUGUGUGCAAUAGGCAGAAUACUAGAGGGGGGGAGAUGUGAGCUGGGGUUUACAUGGACUGUAACAUUCAGGGUUUGUCCCUUGAAUCCUAAUUCAUCACCUGUGCCAUAAAUAUUACUGUUUGUGUUGAGUGAUAAUGGCAGAGCUGCAGCAGGCCGGGAGCCCAUGGGGUAGGUAGGCCGCCAAUUAGACAACCAGAGUGAACGCACUCAUCUAACCCACUUUGCGUACAUUUUAAUUUCCUCCUCGUGCUGCUCAGCUCACUCUUUUCCCCCCCCCCACACACACACAACACCCUGUUUGACACGAUGGUGAUUUUGUCCAUUCAACGGCUUCACUUGGACCUGGAGCCAUUUUUGACACUUUGUAAAUGUAUUUAACGUUAGACCUUUCCAGCCAGCAGCAGAGAUAUUUAUUCAUCCACUGGACCCUCUGUGUGACCUCCCCUUUAUUAUGCUGGUUCUACAGGGUGAACAAAAGGCAACAUUGACCUGUUCUGCUUUACCCGCUGUGUACUAAAGGCAAUGCACUGAUUAAGGGGACUUUUGUGCGGCAAGUAUUUAAUUUUUCUGUACAGAAAACAAUUGUCGUUUUGAGUGAUUUCUGUAACAUUGUACGUGAAGCUGAGGUUCCCUGAAUGGGGUCAAAGUAAGAACAUAUACUUUCUCCAAUUGAGUGGUUGUAAAUUGCCUAUUGAUUGUGGAUAUGUUAGACCAAUGUCUUUUGACUCAUGACAGUCUCCUACCAGCCCUUUUGUACCAAUAAUCAACUGUGCACUAUACUAUAUAAGAUAUGUACAUAAUUCAGAUGUUUAUAUGCUUUAAUUAAAAUAGAUUUCCAUAAUUGUA